AUGCUUCAUCACAUUUCAACCAUGAAGCUGAUCGUCUUCGCCUGUCUGGCCGCCCUCGCCCUCGCCCGUCCUCAGACGCCCGAGUCUCAGGCCGAGACCGUUUUGGACGAGAGGUCCGACAACGGCGACGGUAACUUCCAGUACACCUUCGAAACGAGCAAUGGUAUCAGGGCCAACAAAAUUGGCAGUCCCGGGUCAAAGGGCCAGAGCAACAUGCAGGGCUCAUUCAGCUUCCUUCUUCCCGACGGAAGUGACAAACCUAAACUGCUGAAUUUGAAAUUGAUACUUUUAUAUUGCAUGGUUUAUCUAGGCAAAUCCCACUUCAAGAGCAGCUGCCUAGUACGAGAUAUGUGUUUAGAAUCUGUGUUUAUACUAGAUAUAUCAUGCAUAGGCAAGGUGGACAGUUGUCUUCGUCCACAGAUCGUCUUCGCCUGUCUGGCCGCCCUCGCCCUCGCCCGUCCUCAGACGCCCGAGUCUCAGGCCGAGACCGUUUUGGACGAGAGGUCCGACAACGGCGACGGUAACUUCCAGUACACCUUCGAAACGAGCAAUGGUAUUAGGGCCAACAAAAUUGGCAGUCCCGGAUCCAAGGGCCAGAGCAACAUGCAGGGUUCAUUCAGCUUCCUUCUUCCCGACGGAAGCACCGAACUGCUUCGCAUCGCUGAGGAACAGCGGGCGAGCGGAAUCACCUUCGAAUAAAAGCACUCAGCCUCAUCGAAUAUUACGUCUUGCUAUUCUCUGAUAUGUAUAUACGUGGGUAGUGUCUGAAAUUACGAGGUUAGUCCCAUCCUCAUCAAAGCCAAUAAUAAUUACAUGUAACA
Molecule: messenger RNA, 821 nt
Organism: Penaeus monodon (black tiger shrimp)
Lineage: Eukaryota; Metazoa; Arthropoda; Malacostraca; Decapoda; Penaeidae
Product: cuticle protein 2-like
Cellular component (GO): chitin-based extracellular matrix
Molecular function (GO): structural constituent of chitin-based larval cuticle
Source: RefSeq, a predicted model, not a curated record